AUGGCUAUCGGUCCUACCAUUGGCACUGGCCUGUUCAUCGGCGCUGGCCAGGCGCUCGCGGUUGGUGGACCCGCCUCGCUACUCCUGUCGUAUAUCAUCCUAUCCAUUCUGACCUUUGCCAUAACCACGAGCGUGGCUGAAGUAUCCACUCACUUGCCAUCGCCACAUGGGACACUAGUCACCAAUGGCUACAAGUACAUGUCAAAAAGUCUGGCAUUUGCUUCAGCAUACCUUCGCUGGUACACCCUCGCUUUGUUCGUCCCAUACGAAAUCACAUCGGCGAUGGUCAACCUUGGCCUGUGGAAGCCGGGUUCUACGAUCGCAAUCAGACUGGUUAUCAUCACGACCAUCGUCGUUGGAUGCAACUUCCUGCCGGAAAGAAUCUUCAAGAGCUCCGAGCGAUUGUUCACUGCGAUCAAGAUCGGCACAAUGGCGACCCUCUUCGCCCUCUCUCUGGCUCUGGGUCUUGGAGGUGUGGAUGCGCAGCCCUCGUGGGGAUUCAAAUACUGGAAACACCCAGGGGCCAUGAACGAGUAUCUAGUUCGAGGUGUAUCGGGACGAUUCCUGGCUUUCUUCCAAUGUCUUCUCGACGGCUCCAUCGCUUUCGCGUUUGCCCCCGAGCUGAUUGUGCACCACGCGGAAAUGCCAGCAUCACUUAUGCCGUCAAUUGGUGAAUCAGCGAUUCUAAGCGCUGGCAUCCCAGGUGUAGUCAAAGCUGACGUUUCUCAAACGGCAUUUCCGUAUAUCCUGAGCUCCUUGGCCAUGGGAGUUAUGGCUCCUUUCAAUGACACACGUCUGACAAACAACGGAACGGGCUCCGGGUUUUCUCCUUACCUGAUCGGGCUCAAAGACGCAAAGAUUCAAAUUGUACCUACGAUCGCGAUGGUCGCGAUCCUGCUCUCCGCGGUGGCUUCUGGACGAUCCUUUUUGUUUCUCUCUUCUCGCACACUUUGUGCAAUGUCGGAGCUCGGCCAUGCGCCCUCGGCAUUUUCUACCCGCAACCGUGGACAUGUUCCAUAUUUGGCCGUUGUGGCGUCCGCCUUGUUCUCCUGUCUUGCCUUUGUUUCAGUGAAAAUCCCAAGUACGACCAUGCACACCUAUCUCCUUCGUCUGGUCACGAGCGCCUGUUUCAUCUCCUCGCUUGUGUCAUGCGCCAUCUAUAUUCGCUUCAAUCGACGACUCAGAGCGAAGGGAGUCGCUAAGCGGUAUAGUUUCUCUGUACAGCCAUUUGCCACAUACUUCGGGAUGGCCAUUAGUACCCUACUGCUGCUGGGCGGCGGCUUGUGGGCAGCUCCCAAGGGAAACCUGACCGCCAGAUUGAUCAUCGCAUAUGUCAAUAUCGGUGUAUUCAGCCUGCUGUACUUAUUCCGUCGAUUCCAAGAGUUUGUGCCCGUUGCCGAAAUUGAAAGGCAAAUGGAUAUGGGUGGACUCAGCCAUGGUGACCGUGCAGGACCAAGAGAGCCUCGGACACAGAAGACGAACCCGCAUUGGGGGGGAAGUCGAUGUAAUCCCGGAGGCUUCUGGGGCGUUUGA
Penicillium mononematosum is the source of this 1533-nucleotide messenger RNA. RefSeq names its product putative proline permease. Gene Ontology annotation, biological process: amino acid transmembrane transport. The transcript has a single exon. Bases 1 to 1533 code for a protein of 510 amino acids. NCBI's taxonomy places the organism in Eukaryota, Fungi, Ascomycota, Eurotiomycetes, Eurotiales, Aspergillaceae. The record is from RefSeq and is a predicted model, not a curated record. Gene Ontology annotation, molecular function: amino acid transmembrane transporter activity. Gene Ontology annotation, cellular component: membrane.